Messenger RNA from Cutaneotrichosporon oleaginosum, 2165 nucleotides. Lineage: Eukaryota; Fungi; Basidiomycota; Tremellomycetes; Trichosporonales; Trichosporonaceae. The record is from RefSeq and is a predicted model, not a curated record.
GUCAACGCUGCCCAACUCAUCCACUCACUCGAUCAACCAACAACUCCUCUUUCUCUCCUUGUCUCCAUCCUCCUCACUCAUUCGCCUCUUCUUGGGACGCUGAUUCCUCCCUCAUCCUCUCGACUUCCAUCCCCCUCUCCGUCCCCCUCCAUUCGUCAGCACGCUGCAUGCUCCUCUUCACAUAAGAGGCUGCAGCAGGUAGACGAUCUUCCCCCUCUCCCCCCCCUUCCACCUCAACCAUGACUGGGGCUACACGGCAUUCCACCUCGGAGCCUCUUCUUCCCUCCCCUCCUGAUUCCCGCAAUGGCGACGAGGUCCGAGUGGGCCACCCCGUGCUAGACCUGCCACUCGGAGACAUCAAGAGCGGAUCGCGUUUACGCGGCCAUGCACUGCUCUACAGUGUGUCCGUGUUUCUGUCCAUUGGCGUGUGGCUGUUCGGCUAUGACCAAGGAGUCAUGUCAGGCGUAAUCACUGGACCAUACUUCAAGGGGUAUUUCAAUCAGCCGACAGCCACACAACUCGGAAACAUGGUCGCCGUUCUCGAGAUUGGAGCAUUUAUUACCUCGCUCCUUGCCGCCCACCUUGCGGACAAGUAUGGCCGCCGUUGGACGAUGCGAACCGGUGCUCUAUUCUUCUCAGUUGGAGGCGUAUUUCAAACCUUUUGUACAGGAUAUCGUGUCAUGGUGUUUGGACGCUUCGUGUCUGGCUGUGGAGUCGGCAUGCUCAGCAUGGUCGUGCCCAUCUACCAGGCAGAGAUCUCUCCAGCCGACCAUCGCGGCUUCCUCGGCGCCCUUGAGUUCACAGGCAACAUCGUCGGCUACGCCUCCUCCGUGUGGAUCGACUAUGCGUGCAGCUAUAUCGAGUCGGACUGGUCAUGGCGAGGACCACUGUCCGUUCAAGUUUUCGGCGGCAUGAUCCUCGCCCUUGGGUCGUUUGUCUGUCCGGAAUCUCCACGCUAUCUCAUCGACUCGGAUCAGGAUCUCCAAGGCCUGAAUGUUAUCGCCGAUUUCCAAGGCAAGCCUCUCGACGACUUCAAGGUGCAGGAGGAGUACAAGGAGAUCCGCGAUGGAGUCCUGGCAGACCGCGCCGUUGGAGACCGGUCGUACAAGGCGCUCUGGCAGCGCUACCGCGGGCGUGUUCUCAUUGCGAUGAGCAGCCAGCUGUUCGCUCAGCUCAACGGUAUCAACGUGAUCUCGUACUAUGCCCAGGCUGGCUGGAUUGGUCGCGAUGCGAUCCUCAUGACCGGCAUCAACGCCCUUUGCUACGUCGCGUCCUCCAUUCCUCCGUGGUGGCUCACGGACGCUGUGGGUCGCCGUCCCAUUCUUCUUUGCGGUGCCAUCGCAAUGGCCAUUGCUUUGACUGCCACGGGCUGGUGGAUCUACAUCGACCAGGCCAUCACACCCAAGGCUGUCGUCGCCUGCGUGAUCAUUUACAAUGCCGCGUUCGGCAUGAGUUGGGGACCCAUCCCAUGGCUCUACCCUCCCGAGAUCAUGCCACUCCCCUUCCGUGCCAAGGGCGUGUCCUUGUCGACCGCGACCAACUGGCUGGCUAACUACUGGGUUGGCGUCACCACUCCUCUGUUCCAGGAGAUCAUGGGAUGGCGGCUGUACAUCAUGCACGCCUGCUUCUGUGUGCUCUCCUUCAUCCUGGUUUACUUCCUCUACCCCGAGACGCGCGGUGUGCCGCUUGAGGAGAUGGACAAGCUCUUUGGCGACGAGGCCGAAGGAAGCGACGAUGACGACGACGAUUUUGGCGCGUCCGAAACGUCUUCCCUUGUGCCCAGCAUGCGCAGCGGUCGCUCGCCCUCGGGCCUGCCCACCUCGCGGACAUCGUCGCCGAUGCCAGCGCACGCUGGCAUGUCCCUGUUGGGUCGGAUGACUGACGCGGUUGGGCAUGCCUUUGGCCGUCCCCCUCGUCGUCCAUCUUCGCGUGGGCGCUACAAUGCCAUCCCUGGUGAUCAAUAGGAACUCGCGAGGCUCGACCCAGGACAGCGUCACUCGCUUCAUGCGGCACGAGAGAUUGAGCUGGGCGACGCGAGUGAUCUGAGUGACUCCGAUGCGCACCCCAACCUUCGUACCAGCACAGCAGCGCCGCUAGACGCCGAGCCUCACCCCUAAGCUCCUUCAUGAGACAUGUAGCAUAUGUAUGCACAGCUUGGAUUUUGG